UUUGCUUUGAAGCCUUAUGUUAAUGGGAGACGCAUUCCUCUUAAGUAACAGGUGGCAGGCUGUGAGAUCACUGGAAUGCUGUUGAUUUAUUUUUAGCCUUGCAAAACAGCAAAUAAGUAUUGUGAAGAGGACAUAUGCUUCUUGAGCAGACCCUAUAGCAUGAGCCCUUGUAUUCCUCAGCACUCCUAAAACUUAUUACUGUAUCGACUUUAGAUUUUAUGUCUUUUUUUCUGGUUGUCUGGAUUGAUUCAGCACCUGUCUGUGUCAGUUAGGAGAAAAGUUAUACAGGCGAGCACGACAGUAACAGUAAUCGGCAGUCAUACAACAGCAUAAGAUGAAGAGCAUUCCUUAUAUCUUUAUGGUGUCGGUUUUCUUCAUUCCUCAAGAAUGUUGGGGCAGGAAUGAAGAAGAACGUCUCAUCAAUCACCUUUUCAAGGAGCGUCGCUACAACAAAGAGCUUCGACCAGUACAACAUAAAGAUGAAACAGUAGAUAUUUACCUGGCGUUGACUCUUUCCAAUCUCAUUUCCUUGAAAGAAGUUGAUGAAACAUUACUCACAAAUGUGUGGAUGGACCACGGCUGGGUCGAUUAUAGACUAGCAUGGGAUCCAGCAGAAUUUGAUAACAUUGCAGUCCUGCGACUCCCUCCCAGCAUGGUGUGGUUGCCAGAGAUUGUCCUUGAAAACAACAAUGACGCCCAGUUCCAGGUUGCCUAUUACUGCAAUGUCUUGAUCUACCCACAUGGAUUUGUGUUCUGGUUGCCUCCAGCUAUAUUCCGGAGCUCCUGUUCAAUAAACGUCAACUUCUUCCCUUUUGAUUGGCAGAACUGCUCACUUAAGUUCAGCUCAUUAACAUACAAUGCCAAAGAGAUAAGCUUACAUCUAAAAGAGGAAAACGACACUGGAAAGAUUUACAAGGUAGAAUGGAUCAUCAUUGAUCCAGAGGGAUUCACAGAAAAUGGUGAAUGGGAGAUCGUUCACAAGCCUGCCAAGAGAAACACUUAUAAAAACAUUCCAAUGGAGAGCAACAAGCACCAGGAUAUCACCUUUUACCUCGUUAUCAGACGCAAACCACUUUUCUACAUCGUCAACAUAAUCAUCCCCUGCAUUCUCAUCUCUUUCUUGGCCUCACUUGUCUACUACCUGCCUGCAGACAGUGGUGAGAAGAUGACGCUCUCUAUCUCCGUGCUGUUGGCUCAGUCUGUGUUUCUACUGCUGAUUUCACAGCGUCUGCCUGAGACCUCAAUGGCUGUUCCCUUAAUAGUCAAGUAUCUGAUGUUUAUUAUGGUACUGGUCACCAUAGUUGUCCUGAACUGUGUCAUUGUGUUAAACCUUCACUUCCGGACCCCAAGCACACAUGUCAUGACCGAAUGGACCAAAGAGUUCUUUUUGGAGCGCCUGCCACGCCUUCUUUUCAUGGCCCGUCCUGCUGAUGACAAGCCCGGUCCGGAGGGAGCGUUGCCGCGGCGAUCCAGCUCUCUGGGUUACAUCGCUCAGGCCGAAGAGUACUACAGUGUAAAAUCCCGCAGCGAGCUGAUGUUUGAGAAGCAGUCGGAGAGACACGGCCUCACUGCUCGGCCCACCCCAAAAGCCACGUACACAUCCGAUAAUGAGUCUGAGGUAUCGGAUCAGCUGUACAAUGAGAUGAAGCCAGCUGUGGAUGGAGCCAAUUACAUCGUUAAACAUAUGCACGACAAGAAUGACUAUAAUGAGGAAAAGGAUAAUUGGAGCGGGAUCGCCAGGACUGUGGAUCGACUGUGCUUCUUUGUGAUCACUCCAGUCAUGACCAUAGGAACCAUCUGCAUCUUCCUGAUGGGAAUCUACAACCAGCCACCAUCUCUGCCCUUCAUGGGAGACACGUUCACCUACACAGAAGAAAACAAGCGUUACAUAUGACUUCUCUAUUGUAUAGCCUAGCAAUGUAGCUUAUGAAUAAUAUCCUCAGCAUUGAGAUAAUUAUAAGGAAGAGCAUAGCAUGAACCUUCUUUUGCAUAAACGUACUUGCUUUUAGGCAAUUUAUGCAGGUUUGACUACUAACAUUAUGAAUGUUGUUUAAUAAGUGUGUUAAAUAAUUUUUUUCUUUCCUGAGAAAGGGAAUAAAAUAAUAUUGCUUGCAUUUUUCUACUGGGUGUAUCUGUUAUCAGAUAAAUAAUCUAAAAGCCAUUUUGCUGCUGUGACACAGGGGCGAGAUAGCACCAGAGAGAAUUAAAUUCAUCCAGGAGACCUUUUACAUAGAGGAGGGUAGAAUUGGCUAUUUUAAAUAAUAAAUGGAGUUAUAAAUGGCACAGCUCACCAACUUGAAAGUGCUUGUCUAUUACACAGUUUUAUUAUGAAUAAAUUAUAAGCAAUGUGCUGCGUUGUUUCACAGCUAGAGUGUAGUAUUGCACUCCAGAUUUGUCAACCUUUCAUCCGCCUAUUUAGCACAGUUGUGUUUUAAGUGCUAGAGACAUUCAUAGAGAUUCAACAUGAAAGAAAACAAAUAGGUUUGAUUUUCAAGGGUUUAAUGGGCUUCGCUCAACUUCUGGGUCUAAAUCACAUCUGAUUACGUAAGUACAUAAAACUUAUAUAAAAAUGCAUGGGAAAAUAUAGAGAAAAUGUCGUAAUAUUGAAAACGAGUAGAUUUAGUGUAAUGUUCCAUGCAACAUUGGAACGGACACGAAAAACUAUUUAUAGAAAUUUGUGCUGAGUGACACGAAAAGGACAUUCAUGCUUAAGGCACAAAAAAGCUGAAUUUCGUGUCAUGGACACAAAUAAAUAAAUAACAUUUUUCGUGACUAUAACAACACUUUCCGUGAGAUCAUGUUCUUAUAUUGUUUCCAAGGUGUUCACAACUAAUCACAACCCUCCAUGUGAUAUGAAUUUGCAUAGUUUGCAUGCGAAAUAUCGGCUUUGUCCGAAAGCUUACGCCCCAUUCAGACCACCAGCGACUAGCAAUAGCAGAGCGACGCGAUCUCAUUUAUUUCAUUGCAAGCUUGGCGACUUCCGCCGACACAAGCGAAAGCGACACGAGAAAGUUAAAGGGGUGGUUCAAUGGUAUUUCAAGCGUUCUGACUUAUUAACACAGUUAUAGGGCCCUAUCUUGCACACGGCGCAAUUGACUUUGUCAGUGAUGCAUGCAUCAUUCGUAUUUUGCACCGGCGCACAGCGGGUUUUUCCCUCCACAGACACACGUCGGCAAACUAGGGAAUACACUUGCACUCCCUGGGCGGUUCAGCGCAAAAAAGAAGGCGUGUUCCGGCGCAAACCAUCCCUGAUGCUAUUUUGCAGUUUCAAAAAACAAUUGCGCCA
Molecule: messenger RNA, 3286 nt
Organism: Misgurnus anguillicaudatus (oriental weatherfish)
Lineage: Eukaryota; Metazoa; Chordata; Actinopteri; Cypriniformes; Cobitidae
Gene: chrnd
Product: cholinergic receptor, nicotinic, delta (muscle)
Biological process (GO): monoatomic ion transmembrane transport
Cellular component (GO): postsynaptic membrane
Molecular function (GO): transmembrane signaling receptor activity; acetylcholine-gated monoatomic cation-selective channel activity
Source: RefSeq, a predicted model, not a curated record